Truncatella angustata is the source of this 1044-nucleotide messenger RNA. RefSeq lists its product as uncharacterized. The coding region runs from base 1 to 1044 and encodes 347 amino acids. The transcript has 2 exons. Lineage: Eukaryota; Fungi; Ascomycota; Sordariomycetes; Amphisphaeriales; Sporocadaceae. The record is from RefSeq and is a predicted model, not a curated record.
AUGCUGACUUCCAACAGAUGUGCCGCUCCGUGUGACUGGGUCCCUUGCUCCAAAAGAUGUGAAGCACAGCUGGGCUGUGGACACCAAUGCCCAUCUGUCUGUGGAGAGCUUUGUCCGGGUGAUCAAUACUGCCAGGUGUGUUGUUCAGACGAGAUCAAGUCCACAAUGGUGGACUUCAUCAUGGGAUUGCAGUAUAAUGAGAUCGACAUUGAUGUGGAUCCUUGCAUCUUUCCUGCCUGCGGUCAUUUUGUCGCCAAGUCAAGUAUGGACGGAGUCAUGGACAUGAAAGCUCAUUACACCAUGUCGGCCGAGGACAAUCCUAUUGCAGUGUCUGGCAUCUCCCGACCUUUCUUGAUGGACGAAGUCAAGACCUGCCCUACUUGCCGCAGCUCACUGCGUAAUGUUUCUCGCUAUGGGCGUAUUGUGAGGCGUGCCAUGCUUGACGAAGCUACGAAAAAGUUCAUUGCCUGGUCCAAUGACGAGCAUCUACAACUGGCACAGCGUCUCGUGGAUAUCCAGCAGAGCUUGUCCGAAAAGUCGUUGCCGAGGAUGCUGCCUCAGAACACCCGACCUGCGAAGCUUCGUAUGACCGCCAACGUCCGGCUCAAACAACUGCACGCCGUUCGUGACUGCAUCGGUGGUGAAAGAUACCAGUCAGCCCUCCAGCUGUGGAAUUCCAUUAGUGAAUACAUCAAGAAAGUGCGCAAGGAGGAACAGCCCUUUCAACGUGUCGCCGACUUCGUCCAUCACGCUAAGGCGCAGGGGCAGACGCAGCAAGGCUUUGUGUACGACGAGACACUCAUCCAAGUCAGGGGUAAGCUCCAGGGCCUUUCGCUCUGGCUGAGAUGCGAAUCCAUCGUCUUCUCCGAUUUCAUCAAAUUCCGCCAAAAUUUCAAGGGCCCGGUGCAGACCAUCAACCUGGACUUUGCUGAGCAGAUGAAAGAAUGUGAGGUGCGGUUCUGGUGCAGGUGCGGUUCUAGUGACGGUACGUCUAAUGCAGGUACUCGGCCUCGCUCCAUUGCGGUUCUUUCAAUUCCCCAGUAA